AUGGAUGCAAGUGCAGGACCGCGACGGUUCUCCACCAGCGGUGAGGAAAGAGUUGGAUUGUUGUCUGAGGCCAUGAAGAAAAGCCAGCAGUACGGCACCCUGCCGGAUGCGAGCGAGUUGGAAAGACUCGUCAGCCCAGAUGGGACGGUCGAGUUGCACACGACGGCGGGCGCCGAGGCCAGGAUCUUGUUCAAGAGCAGCAUACCGCUAAUGCUCACGUACCUACUGCAGUACAAUUUCAGCCUUGUGACUAUCUUUGUGGUCGGGCACAUCGGAACGGAUGAGCUGGGUGCUGUGUCGCUGGCUUCAAUGACGGCGAAUAUCACGGGGUUGGCCGUGUACGAAGGACUGGCUACGAGCUUGGACACCCUAUGUGCUCAGGCGUACGGGAGUGGGAAGAAGACGCUGGUCGGUCUGCAUCUGCAGCGCAUGUGUCUCUUUAUGCUACUCGUCACGAUACCCAUUGGCGCGCUCUGGCUGACCUCAGGCUGGAUCCUCGCCGCGCUGGUCCCAGAGAAGGAGCUCGCCCACCUCGCAGGAAAGUAUCUCUCGCUCCUCCUCGCCGGCGCCCCAGGCUACGCCAUCUUCGAAGCCGGGAAGCGCUUCACACAAGCGCAAGGUCUCUUCAACGCCUCCCUCUUCGUACUCCUCAUCGCAACACCCAUCAACAUCAUGCUCAACUACGUCUUUGUCUUCGUUCUGGAUUGGAACCUGACAGGCGCGGCGCUCGCGACCGUCGUGAGCAACAAUCUCCUCCCCGUUUUGCUCUGGAUCUACGUCUACUUCAUCAACCCCUCGAGUCUAUCGUGCUGGGGCGGUUUUUCAAAAAGCGCAUUCACGAAUUGGGGACCUAUGGCUAGCCUCGCCAUCCCGGGCAUAAUCAUGGUCGAAACAGAGUGGCUUGCGUUUGAUAUUCUGACCUUCAGCUCCUCCUACCUGUCCACCGCACACCUCGCUGCACAGAGCAUAGUGAUGACCAUGGCGGUUGCAAUCUACCACGUCCCAUUCUCCGUGGGUGUCGCUGUAUCCACUCGUCUGGGGAACCUCAUUGGCGCGGGCAGCUUGACAGCGGCAAGGAUAGCGACAAAAUGCUACAUCCUUACCUUCCUCGCCAUCGGGCUGCUCGACUUCGCCUUGCUCGCGGGCUGCAAAAACAUUCUGCCGAAAGCGUUUACCACCGAUCCUGUUGUGCAGGAUAUCGUUUCCACUGUCUUACCUCUAUUAGCGGUCUUCCAGUUCUGCGACUCUACCACCGCGCUCGUCAAUGCGCUGCUCAGGGGACUCGGCAAGCAGGCAAUUGGCGGCUGGUGCAAUCUUUUUGUCUAUUAUGUUGUUGCUGUGCCGCUUGCGCUGGCGCUGUGUUUCAAGGCCGAUUGGAAAUUGUUGGGAUUGUGGACGGGGUGUGCGGUUGGGAGCAGCUGUAUCAGCAUUACGGAGGGGAUUUACAUGAAGUUUUAUAAUUGGGAGAGGGCGCUUGAGGAUGCGAGAAACAGGGAGGAAUAG
Molecule: messenger RNA, 1503 nt
Organism: Didymella exigua CBS 183.55
Lineage: Eukaryota; Fungi; Ascomycota; Dothideomycetes; Pleosporales; Didymellaceae
Product: MATE efflux family protein
Exons: 1
Coding region: 1-1503 (500 amino acids)
Biological process (GO): xenobiotic detoxification by transmembrane export across the plasma membrane
Cellular component (GO): membrane
Molecular function (GO): xenobiotic transmembrane transporter activity; antiporter activity
Source: RefSeq, a predicted model, not a curated record